Phyllotreta striolata is the source of this 1167-nucleotide messenger RNA. The record is from the annotation of a GenBank genome assembly. Lineage: Eukaryota; Metazoa; Arthropoda; Insecta; Coleoptera; Chrysomelidae.
AUGCCGGAAACAGCGACCAGUUCCCCAGUGGAAGAGCGCCCGCUCUCCCUGGCCCGACACGACUUCGCCCUGCCCUCACCGGGCAGCGCCAGCCGUUCCUCAUCAGCCAGCCGCUACGACGCCCAAUUGGGCUACCAGCAGGUGCCUCUCCAGAGCACCAUGAGUCACCACAGGGAGAGCUCCGCCUUCGUGCCGGUGGUACCCUCGCGCAACGUCCACCAGAUGAUGUACGCCGGCGACAUCCACCCCCUGCUCGGCGGCGAGCUGAUGCGCGAGUCCCGCGACCGCUCCGACGGCGGCAAAUCCGCCGCCGACGCCGGCGCGUCCCCCUUCCCCCGGAAGCCCUCGUCCUCCGGCUUCGACCUGAUGGCCAUCAUGGCCGACAAGCGGAAGGAGCUGCAGUUCCGCGAGGAGGCGGUGUGCGUGGCGGCCGCCCACGCCGCCCUCAUGCUGCCGCACCGGCCGCGGCCGCCCGCCGGGAUGCUGGAGCCCGCGGGCGGCUCGCAGGGCCAUUCGUACUCGGGGUUCCUGCCGACGUCGCCGGCCGGGCCGGCGUCGUUCUCGUUUCCCGGGGGCGGGGCGCUGUUCCCGCCCGGCCCGCCGCAGAUGCACGCGCAUCUGGACAGGAGGCUGCUGAGGGCGCCGGGACGCGCGUCGCGGCCCAAGAAGCAGUUCAUUUGCAAGUACUGCAACAGGCAGUUCACCAAGAGCUAUAAUUUGUUGAUACACGAGCGUACUCAUACGGAUGAAAGGCCGUAUUCCUGCGAUAUUUGCGGUAAAGCGUUCAGGAGGCAGGAUCAUCUUAGAGACCACAGGUACAUCCACAGCAAGGAGAAGCCGUUCAAAUGCGGCGAAUGCGGCAAGGGCUUCUGCCAGAGCAGGACGCUCGCCGUCCACAAGAUCCUCCACAUGGAGGAGUCGCCCCACAAGUGCCCGGUGUGCAGCCGAUCCUUCAACCAGCGGUCGAACCUCAAGACCCACCUGCUCACCCACACCGAUCACAAGCCGUACGAGUGCAACUCCUGCGGCAAGGUGUUCCGCAGGAACUGCGACCUGCGGCGGCACGCCCUCACGCACGCCGUCGGCGACGUCCCUCCCGAAGGACUCGCCGACGGCUUCAUGCCAGGCAAGUACCUUUGCCCUGUUUUAAUCCUAGGAAUUGCAUAG